Molecule: messenger RNA, 499 nt
Organism: Lentinula edodes (shiitake mushroom)
Lineage: Eukaryota; Fungi; Basidiomycota; Agaricomycetes; Agaricales; Omphalotaceae
Product: NADH dehydrogenase 1 beta subcomplex subunit 3
Exons: 3
Coding region: 73-270 (65 amino acids)
Biological process (GO): electron transport chain; mitochondrial respiratory chain complex I assembly
Cellular component (GO): mitochondrion
Source: RefSeq, a predicted model, not a curated record
AUAGGCAAAUUCUGCCGCCAGCGGCUCACGUUUUCACAACUUGUGCUUAGACAUUCAUCUUCGAACCUCCAGAUGUCAAAUCUUCCACUGUACAGAGAUCCUUGGGCAAAACUAGAUGCUUGGAGGAAGUCACCCGUUUUCCAAAAGACAACUGUCCUUCGGAACCUGUUCCCUGGAUUUGGAAUCGCCGUAGUCGCGUUCACAGCGUAUGUGAUCGCGGACAAUGUUUAUCUGAGUGCCCACAAGAAAGUCGAGGAGAAACAUCAUUAGGCUAGAAUACCAUGAGCAUAUUUGACAUUUCACUUGCUGCAUUUCAUAUUGCCCUGCAUACCUCAGAGAAGGAUGGUUGAAAGGCCGUUUAGGCGUCAUUCUCUGAGACUUCUACAACAUGCUGUACUUUAUUCAUCACCGUGCAGAAAGCGUUUAUACACCGGAUUCUCAGUUUCUUCCACAUACGUGUAAUUGAGCUUUUUCAAGAAUGCAUCAAACUCGUCAUUCU